UUAUAGUUCCUUGUGCCGUUUUUAUUUUAAAUGACUUUUAUUUUGAAAUGUCGCCAGCGCUAGAACACCGGAAGUCCACGCAGAUUGAUGCGAUGCCUUGAGCUGGAGCUGUUAAACAUCUGUUAAAAGAUUCAGUGAAGAGCAGGUCUGUUCGUACCUGGGCAGGUGAGAUGGCGUGUGCAAAAGUGCCUUUAGAUGAACUGCAUGUGACCGAGCCCUUUGGACCACAAGCCAAAGAACGCACCCUUCCAGCUCUGCACCCUGACCGUAAAGAAGAGAGAUGUUUCUUGAUCUAUAAACCCCCACCCGAGGAUGGCGCUCCAGUGCUGGUGGAGGAGUUCCUGGAGAACGCUCACUUCGUCUCGGAGGAUCUGGAGUGGCUGCUGGCUUUACCUCAUGACAAGUUCUGGUGUCAGGUGGUAUUUGAUGAGUCGUUACAGAGGUGUUUGGACUCUUAUUUGAGACAUGCUCCACGUGGUUUGGACCCAUCUGGUCUCUCAUCUAGUCCAGCUGUGGCCGAAAUGCAGAGGAACAUUCAUCGCUCUGUGUUCAUGGUCUUCCUCAGGAUGGCUACACACAAAGAGUCUAAGGAGAACUUCAUAACCCCUGCCGUGUUUGCAGAGAUCAUUUACAACAACUACCUAUUUGACAUUCCCAAAAUUCUGGAUCUGUGUGUGCUUUUUGGGAAAGGAAAUUCCCAACUGCUACAUAAAAUGAUCGAGAACAUUUUUACUCAACAGCCCAGUUAUUAUGGAGACCUGAAUGAGACUAUACCUUCAAUCGGGCAGGUGUUUGACAUGAUAUUACAGAAGUGUGGGAUUCAGUCAGAGGACACGGGAACCGGUCAACCCCUCAAACUGAAUGCAAACAAAUGCCAAACUGCCAUGACCAUGCCAGAGGAGGAGCUUGCAGACUUAGUGUUGUACAUGUGUGAUACUUGCACUACCAUCCACUCUUUCCUUGACAUCUUCCCUGAGGCUUGCUCUACCUUCAAACAACACAACUUUCUCAACAGGUUAUCAUCUUUCUAUGAGAUGGCAGUCCCAGACCUGGAGAAAGCGGUGAAGAAGAGAAAUUUCAAUAAAAGUUUACAGGAGGACAUGUGGAGACGAAUAUCCCAUUCUAGAAAGAAAAUGGUGGAGAUCGCUCACCUGCUGCUCCAGCACACGUGUUUACAGCCCAUACUGGAGGGCGCCGAAAACAUGGCAUCCUGUGUAGAUGAUCUUCUACAGAACUUUACGGCUUUCCUUCAAGAGAAAAGAUUCCUGGCAGAUUAUGACGAACAGUUCUCUAUAGCAGAUGACAUCAGUCUCCUUCAGCAGGCCUUCCCUCAUUUAGACGACACCAGGACGUCUUACCUGUUGCAGGGUGUGGAGUCUGCUUGGGAGUGCGUGGGGAAAAAGAGAAGCUUCCCCUCAUCUUCCAAUCACCGUGGAGGAGCCGAGGGCAAAACUGGCAGAGAUUUAGCAGCUUCCCAGACGGAUGGAGCAGGAGUGUCGGGAGACGGAGAAGAGUUGAGGGGAGCGGAGGCUAUGACUGAUGUUCCCCAAAAGGGUGACAACGGGGCGGUGUGCACAGUGAGCUCUGGAGAAGUGGAGUCUCUGCUGUCCCAUAUCCGAGACCUGCUUCCGGACUUGGGAGAGGGAUUUAUAUUGGCAUGUUUGGAGGAGUACGGCUACAAAUCUGAGCUUGUGAUUAACAACAUCCUGGAAGAUAAACUGUCUCCUUCUCUUGACAAACUAGACAGGGCAAUGGCCAGGCCGGCAAGGAAGGAGCUUCCCUCAGUUUUGAGCACCAGAUCUAAUGUGUUUGAUGAUGAUGAGUUUGAUGUAUUCAACCGUGACCGACUGGACAUGAGUCGCAUUUGGAAAGGCCGGAGACAGGGGGAGAGUGUGCGUGCCACGCUCGAUGACAAGCAGCACAUAGAAGAGCAGAGAGCAAGAUAUCAAGCCUACCAGACAGUGGUGGAUGAGAUUCCCAUAGAAAAUGAUCCCUCCAGAGACCUCGAUAAUGCUUUUGGCACGUAUGAUUACGAUGACGAAUAUGACGACACCUAUGAUAUCAACCAAAUAGGAGCCAAUGAUCUGGAUGAAGAGGAUGAACUAUUGAACCGCAGGCCGUUUACUACCCCACAAGUUCUCAGAGCAGCCAAACAGGCUCAGGAGAAUGAUGAGGAUGAGGAGGAGGACGAGGACAAGAAUGAGGCAGUGAAAAAGGAUCACUUCGUCCAGGACCCAGCAGUCCUCAGAGAGAGAGCUGAGGCCAGGAGAGCUGCUAUGCAAAGCAGGAAAGGCUACAGACCACCGCCAGCAAGUCACGUGGUCGGUGGACCAAAGGGACGGGGCCAGACGCAGGAGACCGUUUUGGACCGUCGCAGAAAAGAAGCAAGUAAAGGCAGAGGAGCCAAUCACAGCCGCAGAAUGAUGGCUGACAGGAAGAGGAACAAGGGCAUGAUUCCUUCCUAAGACUUUAACGUGAACGGCACAUUGCAGAGGUUUUGGAGAGCUAAAAGAAGAGACCGUAACUGUAGCUCCUCAUAAGAUCGAUACACAUCGAAAUGACACUCUGGUCUAUUACAUAGACCUUUUAUCGUUUCAGAUUGAAGACAGGCUGAGUUGGAGUUUGAAGUGCUUAGUGAAAUGCACAGUCUAUAAGGGAUCAAGAUAAUCUUUUUUUUUUUUUAUGUUCUCUUUGCUAGUGAUAGUCAGCAUAAUGGCAAGAAAACAGUUUUGCAAGGCAGGGGAGUCAUGUCUUUUGCCCUGUAACACAAGAGUUUAUUGAACAGAGAUACAAACAGUUAUUGCACUGUUAAAGAAAGUUCAAUAAAUAAAGGAACAUCAGGUUUGUGAAUGUAGCAUCUAAAAUAAAUCUGAGAAGGAACUUAAAAGAUGUGGUACGUUACAAUAUCGAAGCAAAAAUGCAGCUCAUAAGAUCCUGUUUCCAGUUCUUUAAGGGUUCAAAAAGCUAUUAAGACUUGACCUCGGAGCAGUGUUUCUGAGAAACCUCCCUGUCGGAGGUUGUGGAGUCACACACACGUCAUUUUGUGCCAAAGGCUGCGAGCAUUUGUCAUUCUAGCAGAGAGAGACAUCGUUUUUCCUCCUACAGACUUUGAACAGGCAACGUUACCUUGCCAUUUAGAGCAACAUAUUUCUGCUCGCUAGGAAACAUUCUAAGCGUUUUGUAAAAGAAAGCUUAUUUGAGAAAGCUUUUGACAUAAAGCGAGCCUUUGAAAGAUAAAACAAGAAUAAAUACUGUUCUUAAGAACGUGUUUCUA
Messenger RNA from Puntigrus tetrazona (Sumatra barb), 3274 nucleotides. RefSeq names its product activating signal cointegrator 1 complex subunit 2 (gene ascc2). The record is from RefSeq and is a predicted model, not a curated record. Bases 171 to 2465 code for a protein of 764 amino acids. Lineage: Eukaryota; Metazoa; Chordata; Actinopteri; Cypriniformes; Cyprinidae. Gene Ontology annotation, biological process: regulation of DNA-templated transcription. The transcript is spliced from 19 exons. Gene Ontology annotation, molecular function: ubiquitin binding.